This is a messenger RNA of Penicillium arizonense, 1467 nucleotides long. RefSeq lists its product as uncharacterized. The record is from RefSeq and is a predicted model, not a curated record. Gene Ontology annotation, molecular function: carbohydrate:proton symporter activity. Lineage: Eukaryota; Fungi; Ascomycota; Eurotiomycetes; Eurotiales; Aspergillaceae. The transcript is spliced from 5 exons. Gene Ontology annotation, biological process: transmembrane transport; carbohydrate transport. Gene Ontology annotation, cellular component: membrane. Bases 1 to 1467 code for a protein of 488 amino acids.
AUGGAAGACGGCAAGCGUCAUUACUCCUGGAGAACGGUAGCCGUCGUAUUAGGAAUAUCCUGGAACGCAAUUUGCUAUUCUUACUCCGCAUCUAUUAUCGGAACUACGCUAGGUCAGCCUUCGUUUCUCAGUUACAUGGGACUUGACAGGCGAUCGGACAAGCAAGGACUUAUCGGCACUGCGACAGGUCUCUACUAUGCUGGAGGUGUAUUUGGAUGCAUUUUUAAUAGCUGGAUGGCUGAUAAGUUCGGCCGCAAAUGGGUGAUCGUUGUGGCAAAUGUCAUUCUUCUGACCUCAAGUGCCUGCCUCUCCGGCUCCGCGAGCAUCGCCAUGUUCAUUGUAUUUCGUUUUUUCACCGGCUUCAGCGCGUAUAUGUUAUAUCUCACAACCCCUCUAUGGGUUGUUGAGCUUGUCCCCCCCAACGGUCGAAGUAUUACAGCCGGUAUGGUUGGACUCUGUGGUGUAACUGGAUAUAUCCUGGCCGCAUAUGUCGGUGUGGGGUUCUUUUACCUGAGCAGUGAUACAUCUGCGCAGUGGCGAGCGCCGCUCGCAAUCGGCUGCUUCCCUCCCGUGAUUAGUUUGUUGAUAGUUUACUGGCUACCCGAGUCCCCUCGGUGGCUUUUAAGUCAGGAUAGGGAGACGAAAGCAUGGGAAAUUAUCCGCCGACUUCAUACUAUUCCUCACGAGGACGAAAGUGGGUAUGCAGAAGCUGAAUUUGCCCAAAUGCGAGACCAAAGCGAAACAGAGCGACUCCAUAAUAGCUCCUGGUCAGAACUAAUGACAAAUUCUUUUUAUCGCAAACGUACAAUUCUUGUUAUCGCUCUUCCUGCAAUCAUCUUCUCGACAGGGAAUCUCGUUAUCACGACGUACGCUGCUUCCAUCUUCAGCCAUCUAGGUUAUGGUUCUGGACAAUCAAUAAAUCUGCUGGCCGGAAUCUAUGUUGCGGCUGUGGCUGGGAAUCUCUUUUCCCUCACAUACAUCGACCAUGUUCCACGGAAUGUGAUCAUGGCCCUCGGCACAUUGCUGUGCACGCUUGUUCUUGGUAUUGAGACUGCGCUAGUUGCAUCAUGCGCAAAUCCAGAGGCGGCCCACAGGGGAUCACUCUUAUCAGCAGCGGCAGCUUUCAUAUUUCUUUACCUGUUCACCUUCAAUACAUCUCUAGAGGGACCGAGCUGGUACUAUGCAAGCGAGGUAUUUCCUACGUCUCUGCGUACCAAAGGUAUGACGCUCAAUGUCAUCAGUUUCGCCCUCAUCAAUCUCUUCUGGCUUGAACUUGCCCCGACUGCAUUUGCCACCAUUACUUGGAAGUUCUACUUGGUGUUCGUUUCAAUUUCAGUGUUGGGAUCAGCCUUCAUAUUUUUUGCUUUCCCAGAUACUUUGAAACAGCCCUUGGAAAAGAUUGCAGGUAUGCCGCCCGAUGGAAAUGAAUUGAAAAAUAGUCAUUCAAUUCACCAGGAGGAGAGUUAA